UCACCGGCCCCCGCUUAUAUAACUCCCUUUGGGCCCCGGGGUUUUGUCCAAUCGGGAGACAAAAAGCCUGUCUCCCCACAGUUAUUCGGAUCCGAUCACUGGAUAAGAAGGGAAGAAGGGAGAGAGAAGGGAGAGAGGGGAGAUCAUCAUCCUCGGCGCCGGCGUGGACGUGAAUGGUGAGGGAGGGAAGAGAGGGAAUGCUACUGGGAAAGUACGAGAUCGGGAGGACGCUCGGAGAGGGAAACUUCGGGAAGGUGAAAUACGCACGCCACGUGGAGACAGGGAAGGCCGUCGCCGUGAAAAUCCUCGACCGGAAGCGCAUCCAAUCCCUAAAGAUCGAUGACCAGAUAAAAAGAGAGAUUGGAACGCUGAAGCUUUUGAAGCAUCCGAACGUCGUUCGAUUACAGGAGGUAGCGGCAAGCAAAACCAAGAUUUACAUGGUCCUUGAAUAUGUGAAUGGUGGUGAAUUAUUCGACAAAAUCGAACUGAAGGGGAAGCUCUCAGAACCAGAGGGAAGAAGGCUUUUUCAGCAGCUAAUUGAUGCUAUAAGCUAUUGCCAUGAGAAGGGUGUUUACCACAGGGAUUUAAAGCCGGAGAACGUUCUUAUUGAUGCAAAAGGGAACAUAAAGAUAUCUGAUUUUGGCCUCAGUGCUUUACCUCAGCAUUUUGGGAAUGAUGGAUUGUUGCAUACAACCUGUGGCAGUCCGAAUUAUAUUGCCCCUGAGGUCCUUGCCAACAGAGGAUAUGAUGGUGCGAGGUCAGAUAUCUGGUCUUGUGGUGUAAUCUUAUACGUUAUUCUUGUGGGAUAUCUUCCAUUUCAAGAUAGAAAUCUUGCUGUUCUUUAUCAGAAGAUAUUCAAGGGAGACUUUCGGAUCCCUAAAUGGCUAUCCCAUGGUGCUCAAAACCUUUUACGGAAAAUUCUUAAUCCAAAUCCUAUCACCCGGAUAAAUGUGGCUGGAAUUAAAGAAGAUGAGUGGUUUAAGGAAGACUAUACUCCUGUUGUUCCGAAUGAUGAUGAUGAAGAUAAGAGUAUUGAUGAUGCAACUCUCUCAAUUAAAGAGCAUAAUGAGGGAGAUUUUCCAUUGUCGCCCACCCACAUCAAUGCUUUUGAGCUUAUCGGAAUGUCUUCAUUCCUUGAUCUUUCUGGCUUUUUCGAAAAAGAGGAUGUUUCUGAAAGGAAGAUAAGAUUCACGUCCAACUAUCCACCGAAAGAUUUGUUUAAUAAGAUCAAAGAUAUUGUUACAGAAAUGGGUUAUCAAGUCCAGAGGGGAUGUGGAAAGCUGAAAGUCUUGCAACAGUCCAAGGGUGCAAAGAGCCCAAAUAGCCCAGGAUCCCUUUCUGUUGUUGCUGAGGUGUUUGAGCUCAGUCCAUCUCUGUAUGUUGUAGAACUAAGAAAAUCAUAUGGAGAUUCUACAUUGUACAGACAGUUAUGUACAAAGCUAUCAAAUGAUUUAAGUGUCUGUAAAAGCCAGCAGCUUUUGAAGACACAAUCUUGCUUGCAGGAGCUCACUGGUUUUGAAGGGGAGAUGCCUGUUGCUGCUUUGUGAUCAAUAAGAAUUUGUAUCACAUAGGAUGCAGGACGAAAAAUAGUUUUCCCCAUCCACAUGUAUUUGGGACUUACCUGAAAGAACAUCAAUAUUAGAAUUGUUACAAUGUACAUAGUUGUUCCCCUUGAGAUAAAGGCCGUUGGCUUUUAUAAUAUAAAUAAAUAAUUAUUUGUGUACAAAAAUAUUCAUACAACAUCAUAUGUUCUGGACUUUGAAA
Elaeis guineensis (African oil palm) is the source of this 1764-nucleotide messenger RNA. RefSeq names its product CBL-interacting protein kinase 1. The record is from RefSeq and is a predicted model, not a curated record. Gene Ontology annotation, biological process: signal transduction; protein phosphorylation. Gene Ontology annotation, molecular function: protein serine/threonine kinase activity; ATP binding. NCBI's taxonomy places the organism in Eukaryota, Viridiplantae, Streptophyta, Magnoliopsida, Arecales, Arecaceae.